Messenger RNA from Bathycoccus prasinos, 510 nucleotides. RefSeq names its product 60S ribosomal protein L11. Gene Ontology annotation, biological process: translation. The record is from RefSeq and is a predicted model, not a curated record. The transcript has a single exon. Gene Ontology annotation, cellular component: ribosome; cytosolic large ribosomal subunit. Gene Ontology annotation, molecular function: structural constituent of ribosome; RNA binding. NCBI's taxonomy places the organism in Eukaryota, Viridiplantae, Chlorophyta, Mamiellophyceae, Mamiellales, Bathycoccaceae. Bases 1 to 510 code for a protein of 169 amino acids.
AUGAAAGAUAUCCGCAUCCACAAGCUCAUCCUGAACAUCUCCGUCGGGGAAUCAGGCGAUCGUCUCACCAAAGCGGCGAAAGUGCUCGAGCAACUCACCGGUCAGCAACCGGUCUUCUCCAAAGCAAGAUACACCGUCCGCACGUUCGGUAUUCGUCGUAACGAAAAAAUCGCCUGCCACGUGACCGUCGGCAACAGAGACAAAGCUUUGCAAAUCUUGGAGUCUGGAUUGAAGGUGAAGGAGUUUGAACUCUUGAAGAAAAACUUUAGCUCGACCGGGAACUUUGGUUUCGGCAUUCAAGAGCACAUCGAUUUAGGCAUUAAAUACGACCCGUCCACUGGGAUUUACGGCAUGGACUUCUUCGUCGUUUUAGAACGACCCGGGUUUCGCGUCAGCCGACGCAGAAAGUGCCAAAAGAAAGUUGGCAAGUCGCACAAGUUGACGAAAACAGACGCGAUGAAGUGGUUUCAGCAGAAAUUCGAAGGCAUCAUCUUGGCCAGAGCGUAUUAA